AUAUAGAGUACAUGUCCAACCCUAAUUAUAGUAUAUUAGAUGGAAAGAGUAUUUUAAAAUCCAUCAAAUUGCAAAACAGAUUUUGGGCCGAGUAUCACUGGUGCCCGAGUGGCUAAGCUCCAGGCAGCGAGCAGCAAGGCAGCACUCAAGCCCUGCAAGUACGGCCCUCAGGUGCCUCAUCCUUGCUCCAAACUUCUCUUGAUGCUCCAAAUCGUGUUCAGGGGCUCGAAUGCCCAAUAUCUGCCUCAAACCCUUCUUGUGAUGAAUAUACAUGAGCUUUCAACAACUGGAAUGCCUCAAAACUAUGCAAGUUGGGGUUCAAUCCAUAUAAACAACUACGCAGCAUUCGGAGAUCCAAGAGCUCAGACGGUUCAGAUAAUCUGUGAGAACCAACUUUAUCACAACAACUCCAUUUCUGUCCCAAACUUUGUUGAUACAAUGGAAAAGUUAAGUCCGCAAAUGCAAACCUCGGGCUAUGGUAUGGCGGUAACCAGCUCAGGCCCCGACACUAAUUAUGCACUAGCAGACUGUUAUGGUGAUCUUUCUUUACUUGAAUGUGUGUUAUGCUAUGCUGAAGCACGCACUAUUCUCCCUCAGUGCUUUCCUUACAAUGGUGGAAGGGUUUUCCUCGAUGGCUGCUUCAUGAGAGCUGAGAAUUAUAGUUUCUUCCAAGAAUAUAUUGGACCAAAUGACAGGGUUCUUUGUGGUAAUAGAACGCAAAAAAAUUCUGCAUUUCGGGUUUCUGCAAGGCAGGCUGUUGAAAAAGUAGUUUCAGCAGCACCAUCACAUUUCUAUGCACGAGCACAAGUGCCCGUGUCAGGGACAGCAAAUGAGUCAGCCUAUGUUCUUGCUGAUUGCUGUAGAACACUUAGUGUUGACUAUUGCAGAGCUUGUUUGGAGAAUGCAUCUGCAUCUAUCUUGGGAUGCUUGCCACGGUCUGAGGGUCGGGCGCUGAAUGCAGGGUGCUUCAUGAGGUACUCAGAUACCAACUUCCUUAAUCCUACACAAGUAAAUGGAAGUCUUAAUCGUACACAAGGAAAUGGAAUUUUUAAUACUACACAAGGAAAUGGAAGUUUAAAUACUGCACAAGGAAAUGGAAGUUCAAGAGGGAAAAAAACAACCAUUACUGUGGCAACUGUUAGUUCAAUAGCUGUUUUGGUUAUUGGAGCAGUCAUUGGAGUUUAUAUCCGGAAGCACAGAACAAUACAGAAGAAGAAAAAAGGUGAUGCAGAGAAACUCGCGAACACCCUUUAUGGUAACUGCUUGAACUUCAAAUAUUCCACACUUGAGAAGGCAACUGGUUCUUUUGAUGAAGCCAACAAGCUUGGGCAAGGUGGAUUUGGCACAGUGUACAAGGUCAUUCUUCCAGAUUUGGGAAAUGAAGAGCACUGUUGUAGAUUGAUGUCUAAGCUAAAAAAAAAAUUGUUAUUGCAGGGAGUGUUGCUAGGUGGAAGAGAAAUUGCAGUAAAAAGGCUUUUCUUUAACAACAAACAUAGAAGAACAGAUUUCUACAAUGAAGUCAACAUUAUUAGUAGUGUUGAGCACAAAAAUUUAGUCAGGUUGUUGGGUUGCAGUUUCUCGGGACCUGAAAGUCUUCUUGUAUAUGAAUAUUUACCAAACAAGAGCCUUGAUUUCUUUAUCUUUGAUUCAAGCAAAGGUAAAACUCUGAACUGGGAGAAGAGAUUUGAGAUAAUUAUAGGGACUGCAGAAGGGUUGAUGUACCUUCACGAAAACACAAAAACUAGAAUCGUUCACAGAGACAUCAAAGCAAGUAAUAUCCUCUUGGACUCAAGAUUCCAUGCUAAAAUUGCUGAUUUUGGGUUGGCAAGGUCUUUUCAAGAAGACAAAAGUCAUAUUAGCACCGCCAUCGCUGGAACAUUAGGAUAUAUGGCUCCCGAAUACUUAGCACGUGGUCAAUUGACAGAAAAAGCAGAUGUGUAUAGUUUUGGUGUACUUCUUAUUGAAAUUGUCACUGGAGGACAGAACAAUAGGAGCAAAGCUUCUGAGUACUCGGAUAGCUCAUUAACACUAGUGUGGAAUCAUUUCCAGCGAAGAACAGUAGAGGAGAUGUUUGAUCCAAACUUAACGCUGCAUAACUAUCAUAACGUGGAUGUUAAAACGGAGAUUCUAAGAGUUGUACAUGUUGGACUCUUGUGCACUCAAGAGAACCCGUCCCUAUGACCAUCCAUGUCUAAAGCACUAGAGAUGCUGGUAAACAAAGAAGAGCACCUUCCUGCACCAAAUAAUCCUCCCUACAUAUACGAGACCAUAGAACUAAAUGACACACAUCAAGACCAACAUUCCCCAGUCGAGAAUGGCAAUCCUGCUUCAAUCACUACCAUAUCCCAGAGUACUUUCUAUCCCAGAUGACAUCAAAAUCGAUGUUAUUCCACGAAAAUGCAAACUAUUUCUACCAUGUGUAUAAAUACUAUAAAACUAGCAGUUAUCUUAUUUGGCAUUACUUUUUUUUCAAUGUUGCUAUACAAAUAAGGUCAAUGACAUGAUUUAAAAAUAGAGGACACGUGUCAUACAUUCAUUGGACAGUUCGGAAAAAAGAGCCACAUAGCACCUGUCAAAGGCCCUGUUCAUUUUUUUUCA
Messenger RNA from Olea europaea var. sylvestris, 2598 nucleotides. RefSeq names its product cysteine-rich receptor-like protein kinase 2. The coding region runs from base 202 to 2181 and encodes 659 amino acids. Gene Ontology annotation, molecular function: protein kinase activity; ATP binding. Lineage: Eukaryota; Viridiplantae; Streptophyta; Magnoliopsida; Lamiales; Oleaceae. The transcript has 8 exons. Gene Ontology annotation, biological process: protein phosphorylation. The record is from RefSeq and is a predicted model, not a curated record.